Molecule: messenger RNA, 1778 nt
Organism: Erigeron canadensis
Lineage: Eukaryota; Viridiplantae; Streptophyta; Magnoliopsida; Asterales; Asteraceae
Product: receptor-like protein 19
Exons: 2
Coding region: 1-1269 (422 amino acids)
Molecular function (GO): protein binding
Source: RefSeq, a predicted model, not a curated record
AUGAUUGUCCAUUCCAACCCAGGUCUCCUAUAUGUUAUUCUUGGGGAAAAUCACUUUACUGGAAGUGUUCCAACACACUUAUGCGAGUUGUUUAGUAUAAAAAUACUUGAUUUAUCCCAUAACAACUUCUCUGGAGUUCUUCCCAAGUGCUUAGGGAAUUUGAUUCAAUUACGGGUGAUGGAUCUUACAAAUAACACUAUAACAGGUGAUAUUCCGAAUAUAUUAGGUUCUCUAUCAUAUCUUCAAUCAUUGCACUUGAACAACAACAAAUUUGAGGGCAAUCUUCCGGUCGCUUUACAGAAGUUGACAAGCUUAGUCACCUUUGAUUUAGGGAAAAAUUUGUUGACGGGUAACAUCCCUUCAUGGAUUGGAAAAAAGUUAUCAAAGCUUAAAAUCUUGAAUAUCCAAUCAAAUAACUUCAUGGGUAAGAUUCCACUGGAACUCUGUUACAACAACGCUCUUCAACAUUUAAACUUGGCAAAUAAUAACAUAACCGGAACUAUCCCUCAUUGCUUUUAUAACUUAACUAGUAUGAUCAUGACUAGUGAUAACUUUGUAAACUUUGGCAUUGAUAUGAGCAAAUCUAGUGAUAACAUUCAAUACACUAGCAUUGGAUAUGAAGAAAAUACUGUGACUUACAUAAAGGGCAUUGAAUUGAACUACACGAAGACCGUUAGGUUUCUUAUAUCCUUGGACCUCUCAAGCAACAAAAUUAUCGGUGAAAUUCCUGAUGUUUUGUUUAACCUUGUGUCGUUGAAGAAUUUGAAUCUUUCUAGAAACUUACUAAGCGGGAAGAUUCCAGCAACGAUUGGAAAUCUAAAGCAAAUGGAAUCUUUAGAUUUGUCAGCAAAUAAGCUAUCUGGCCAAAUUCCUCCAAGUUUAGCUAGCUUGAACUUUCUGAGCUAUUUGAACCUAUCCUUCAAUAACUUAAGUGGCCCGGUACCAAUUGGAAAUCACCUUCAAACGUUAGGCAAUCCAUCUACUAUUUAUGAAGGGAACAUCGGGCUUUGUGGGCCAUCACUAUCAAGGAGUUGCAAAGAAAACAAUUAUGCCGACAAAGAUGAAGGUAAAGAUGGGUCACAAGGUUGCUCUUGGUUUUAUGCCAGUAUAGUCUCGGGUUUUGUUACAGGCUUCAUGGGACUUGUUGGUAGCUUGCACUUUGUUACGAUUUGGAGGGUAACUUACUUCGAGAUGAUAGAGAACGUUUACGCUUUUCUAAUGAUUUCAAUUAUACAAACUCUUGCCCAACUAAGAAGGAGGAUUUUCUAAUGAGGACCCGUGAACCAACCCAAAAAUACGUAUGGAAUAACUUAUUUGACCAGCCAAGCGACUCUAAGUACUUAAUGGCGCAACCUCUUUUUUAACUGAAUCUUUAGAGAGCUGCCUGAAUAAAUUGGAUUUGAAACUGUUCUACACCUAAAUGUGUUGGAAAUAACUGAAUUACUGAAGUCGAGGCAGGAACAGGAGUAGGAACAGAAGUAGAAGCAGAAGCCAAAAGAUAGAACGUCUGCUUCUAGUAAUCUAGCUAAACUUAAAGACAUGUAUGGCGACUUGACCACUGACAAGGGUAGUGCAACAGACGGUAGGGCUCCUGCUAUGCUGAAGAGGUCAUUCGGCUAUGUGGUUCUUCUUGGGGGUAAAGGAGAGGUUGGCAUGUACUUCAUCAUUGACUACAACAAUUAAAUAUAUGUUUGCUCUUUUUGAGGUUAAAUUGUUCACUGUGUACUGUAACGUUGAUUAGCUUAUCAAAUUUUUACUUUUGCAUCUUUUUGAGCUUU